Molecule: messenger RNA, 2655 nt
Organism: Benincasa hispida (wax gourd)
Lineage: Eukaryota; Viridiplantae; Streptophyta; Magnoliopsida; Cucurbitales; Cucurbitaceae
Product: putative E3 ubiquitin-protein ligase RING1a
Source: RefSeq, a predicted model, not a curated record
GAAGCAAUGCCGGCUCGGAAGCGCGCUUACGACACUGUGGAUGUUGAUCUUUUGCCGCGACUCCAUAAUACCUUCAAUGAAUGCUCUGAAGAUGGACAAUCUGAGGAAUCCGAUCGAAGCCCUUCCUCCAGUCAAGGAGAUAAGGACGAGUAUGUUCUGUUUAUCAGCUCUGUUUUUGGCUUACUUCUUUUUGUUCGUCAUCUUUUUCGUGCCGUUCCUUUUUACUCUAUUUACUCUUUUGAUUUAUUUCUUCUGCUUGGUUAUGGAGUUAUUUGGUGCCUAACUGCUUGGGAUUGAUUUGGGAUCUGCAUGCUAUGCUUCGUGGUAUUGUUCAUUGAGGUCUUGCUGCGACCGUAUUCGAAGACCAGCUGCGUAAGCUUCACGUGCGGAGGCAUUCGUUGAUUUUUGUCCUGCGCCGGAGUUUUCUUUACUUUCAAGUUUUCAGUUCCUUUUCCGAUUAAGGUUAGUGGAAUUGGGUGCUGGAUCUUGUGGGUGAAGUGGGUUCUCGAGGUCGUAUAUGCGAUCAAUCAGUUUUUACCUAUGCUACAAGCUGCUGGGUGGGUAAUGACGUUGGAGCUCACAUGGUUUUAGCUUCUCUACGAUGUUAAAGCUCACAUGAUCCGAGAUCAAGCUUUCACUCAACGUGGAAUUAAGCUUACCAUAACUGAAGCGCUCACGGAAAAAUCUUGCUGGUUCCCGCCAUUGAUUGUUGGAUCCAAUUUUACGCAAAUUCCAAGAAGUUAACGACUGGAAACCCGACAUUUCAUUAAGAACGAGUUUACCCAAAAUUUUUACAACUUGAGCGCUACUCUUACGCUAGGGCGAUGAACGAACUAUUUGGGUUGCGUUAUAGAAUAUACGCGUCUGAACAGAAAGUUGUUUAUCCGUUCUUUAGUUGCAUGGUGAACAGUAGAAUUCCCUCAAGGAUUAACACGAUCUUAGGUGUCUUGCGAUUAUUUCGAAUCCUAAUUCUUCUGUCUGGUUUUCUUUUCCAGAUUUAUCGCCGUGAAAUUGUCAGACAUUCGGAAAGAAGUCCAAUGUCCUAUCUGCUUAGGUUAUUUCAAAUGAUUUAACUGUCCGUGAUGAAAUGUGGAGGAGGAGACGAUUAAUUUUAAAUGACGUGUUGAAUCAAGUGCCACCGGACCCACCUGAUCUAAGAAUCUAUUCUGAUGCAGCAAAAUUGAUUUUUGUAUAUAAGGAAUCAUAAAAAAAACCAGAACAGUGAUGGAAUGUCUGCACCGCUUCUGCAGGGAAUGCAUAGACAAAUCAAUGCGCCUAGGUAAUAAGGAGUGCCCCGCUUGCCGCACUCAUUGUGCCAGUCGACGCUCUCUGAGAGAUGAUCCAAAUUAUGAUACCUUGAUUGCCGUGUUAUAUCCAGAUAUUGACAAAUAUGAGGAAGAGGAACUGGCUUUCCAAGAAGAAGAGAAAGGUCGUAAUAAGCAGAUCCAAACUUCCAUCGCUCAGACACUUCAACGACAAACUGAAGCGUUGGGUAGGAAACGUUCUAAACCUUCGAGGAGAUUAAGUUCUAGAGGAUCCAAAAGCUUCCAAAAUCAUAUUGAGAGUAUAUGCUUUGAUGAAAACGAGGACGAAAAUGAUUAUGAUGUCAGCAAAAAUUCAUCUUCUGCGGAUGAGCGAAUGGACAUUAGACCUAAAAGAUCCAGGAGAGGUGGUCCUGUUAGAUUUUCCCAGUCUUCUUCAGCUACUGGAGCAGAUGGAACAGAUGGUGGUAUCGAAAAUGAUUAUGAAGUGUACAAAGAAAAAGUUGGUGCAUCUAUAGGGCUUGUUGGUAGCUCGGAAAAACUUUCUUGGGGAAAAGGUGGAAUAAGAAGUCACACUAGAUAUGGGGGUGUAAAUGGGGGGGCUGGUAAAAAUCCCAGGAAUAACCGCAUCAUGAAGCUGUCGGAUUAUGUUCGAAACUCAGAAAAUGUCAGUGAGAAGGAGUUGGACAUCCACCUUGUGCUCAUUUCCAUCGAUGAAACUAGAGUACCCGCAUUGCAAAGACCAUAUAUUCGCUGCAGGCCUUCAGUGACGAUUGGACACCUAAGUCAAUACGUUGCUCUCAAAACCGGGCUUUCCGUUGAUGUUGUUGAAAUGUGCGUGGCAAAAGAGCUGCAAAUGAAACUCAAUCCUUCAGACUCCGGAACUCUAAAGAACCCAUGUAAAGAAAUUAUACAGAUACUAAACGAGCAAGAAACGCUAUCGACGGCCAAAGUCAAAGCACACAGGCUAGCUUGUGGUUAUCUGCUCUUGGCAUAUAAGAAAAAGGGCUAGAGUUCUGCUGAAGAGGAAUUUGUUUGGCUAAGAAGAUAAAAGCAUCAAGUCUCUAUGUGCAGACAUGCUAAGCGUACUAGCAAUUCAUCCUUGAAAUUAAGAUUUAGGUAAAAUUUCCAUGUAUAUAUAUCAACUCAAGAUAUCAAGGGCUUUAAGAAGCUCCAACUACAUGUCUUCUUUCCCCAUCUGAAUGUGUUAUAAUGUUAUCUAACCACCUGCAUUAGUUUCUUGCUACUGGUUUCCCCCUUUUGCCAUGUAUAUGUGCCAUUUUCAUCAACCAUGCAGGAUUUAACUGAUGCAAAACUGAUAAAAGCUUAGGUGGAUAUAUAUACCAUGGAAUAUGGAUGUUCAUGACUUGAGAAUGUAGAGCAAUUUUCAUAA